Molecule: messenger RNA, 2338 nt
Organism: Pocillopora verrucosa
Lineage: Eukaryota; Metazoa; Cnidaria; Anthozoa; Scleractinia; Pocilloporidae
Source: RefSeq, a predicted model, not a curated record
AGAUUUUAUUUGACUGAAGCAAAGAAGUCUCAAAAACGCCAUUUGACAGGGAAGAACAAAAGCUCAGCGCCUCGCGGUCGCAAAAGGCAACCAGAAUGGCAGCGACAGCGUGGUCGUUAAAUCCAACAGUGACUGUCAAAGUCUACAAGAAUGGUAACCCCAAUUUUCUUGGAAAAACACUUGUUAUCAACCGACGCCACAUACGUAAUAUGGAGGCUCUGUAUGACGAGGUAACGAUGCACAUUUCAGCCUUUAACGCCGUGCGAAAAAUAUGUACACCGAUCGGCGGGCGACCAGUUCAGAGCCUGGAGAAUAUCAAAAAUAAGAGCGUAUACGUGGCUGCAGGGAGGGAGUGUUUUAAAAAGCUAAACUAUGCAGAUCUGGGCAUAAGAAAGCCUCGCCCUCCACGAAAGGCGAACUUUUCCCCCAGGAAAGCCGUCAUCGUGGCCGAAGGAAGGCACAAAAUGGAUUACGAAUGGGCGAAAAGAGACCUAAAGAUCAUCCACGUGUUUUGUAAUGGAGACGUGUUCAAACCGAGCGUCAAGAUUGUUCUUCAAAGACGCCUUCAGCAAAGCAUGGAACAGAUUUUAGGCAUUGUGCAAGAACACGUUUUCCUUGCGGCUGCCAUCGUAUUGUACACAAUAGAAGGCAAGCUGGUUUUCGCUCCCUCCCAGUUGAUCAGUGGACAAAAUUACGUGGCUGUGGAACGAGGGAGGAUGUUUAAACGCGUGAAUUACGGCGUGGCUUCCUCUUUACUUUCUAAAAGUCCGCGAGGGCCUUUCUUGCCUUUGAUCGGCAACGGACAACUAACCAACACAGUAGGACGCUCGUCUCCAAAGAAGAUUUCAAAACGAAAACUGCAGGCCACAAAAACCAACGCACAAAACAAAUCCAUGGAACACUCAAUUGGCAAUCAGUCAAGUGUCACCUCUAUGAUCGUGGAGUCGCCUCGUGAUGUUAUCUCUAACAUGUCCCCAGGCCCUCCACUGGCCACGUCACUGUUACGUGCAUCACAAGACAUCCAAGAUAGUUUCACCAUCUCUGCUUCACCACCUACACAACUUGAGGGCGAUACUCCCGUUCAAGAGUACGUUGCUCUGCCGAUAAAACAAAAUGACAAUGAUGUUAGUUCAGUUGCUGACAGUGUGUUCAAAGCGAGUGGUUUACAACAAGAAAAAGCAGCUGAAAUUAGGGAUAGCCGUCAAACGAAGGAAGAAAAACCAAUAGACCUACUUCCGGCGGAAGAGAUUCUAGAGGAAGUGCUCCAGGAGGUAGAAGACGCAAAGACUUCCAUCGAGAAUUCUCACGUGCCAAACAAGGACGAGACCCACGAUGGAGAAGUUGAAGAUGACGUUGAAGUUAUAGAGGAUGAAUCCAACUUGAUUCAAGUAGCGGACAGAACAACUCAGUCCCAGGCGCAAGCUUGGCAGCAUGAAGAGCAAGAAAUAGGCGCUCACGAUAAUAACUUCGAUAAAAGGAUAAAAAAUUCUCGCCUCUCACCAAAAGAAUAUCGCGAGGAUCCCUCAGCCUCGAUUAAAGAUCGAAAUGAAAAGUCUUCUGUUGACGACAUUCAAAAGCCUGCCAACUCCACGGACAAAGAAGAGGAACAAAACACAUCUCCGGCCUCGGAAACGGAAAAAUCUGAAAAUGAAGAUUCUGAUAAAAGUGAGGAGAAAAAUGAAGAUGAUGAUGAAGGAGAAAAACAAAUUACCAACAAGGAAUCAGAAUCAAGCGAUCCCCGCAAAAUUUCGAAACCAGACAAGAUUUCUAAUGACGUUGAUAAAACCAGCUAUAUUUCUUAGCCAUUGUACCUCUCAGGAAGCAACUUAAUUGCAGCUUCUUAUCACAAAAUUAAAACAUAACUCAACAUCCCGUAUGUGAUGAGAGUGGAUAAAUUUUUCCUCCAAAGCAUCUAUCUCGAUCGAUAUGUCAUCAAAUUUUCUUAACAAAUUGGAAAGGAAAUGGAUGUUAGCAAGAGAUGAGAAUUGCGCAUCUGAUGCUUCAUUUUAUUACAAACUUGAGCUAAUUUCAAAUAACUUAGAACUAGCUGAACCGUUAAUACACGCACAAAUCUUAAGGAGUUGGGCAGCAGUGUUAUGGCGAUUGAAUCACUGACUGUUUUACAAUAUGUUAACAAAACGACCAAUGAGAAGUUAGCGAAACGACCUAAGACGUUAACAAUCUGGUAGUUAGCAAACGACUCAUAGGCGAAACGACCGGCUCCCUUCACAGAGGUUAUUUGCUGUAAACAAGAGUAUCGAUGUCAUUUGAUUUUGUAACUUAAGAGUCGUGAAAUUGAUGAAUUAAUCUAUAUUUAUACUUGUAUUAUACAAAAUGA